AUGGCUGCUCGGGACUUUGUCGGCUACGGCGCGCGUGGGGCGGACCCCAAGUGGCCCGGCGGGCAGAAACUCGCGCUGCAGUUCGUGCUCAACUACGAAGAAGGAGGUGAGCGCUGUGUGCUGCACGGAGACGAGGCGUCCGAGCACCUGCUGUCGGAUAUUGUCGGUGCAACACCGUACGUGGGCCAGCGCCACCUCAACAUGGAGUCGCUGUACGAAUACGGCAGUCGCGCGGGCUUCUGGCGGCUGCAUCGCGCGUUCACUGAGCGUAGAGUGCCUCUCACUGUGUUUGCUGUGGGGCGCGCGCUGGAGGAGAACCCACAGGCGGCUCUGGCCAUGAAGGACGCGGGCUGGGAGGUCGCGAGUCACGGGUACCGCUGGAUCGACUACCAGCUAGUGGACGAACAGACCGAGCGCGACCACAUUCGCCAGACUGUAGCCAUCCAUGAACAGCUCGUGGGCACGCGGCCCGUGGGCAUCUACCAGGGCAAACCGAACGUCAAUACCCGCCAACUCGUGGUCGACGAAGGAGGAUUCUUGUACGAUGCCGACGCGUACAACGACGACUUGCCGUACUGGGACACGCGCUGUGGACGGCCUCAUCUUGUCAUCCCGUAUGCACUCGACACGAACGAUAUGAAGUUUGUGUCAGCGCAGGGAUUCAACGCGGGCGACCAGUUCUUCACGUACUUGAAAGACGCCUUUGAUGUGUUGCUCCAAGAAGGACGUGCUGGCCAGCCUAAGAUGAUGUCAGUGGGCUUGCACUGCCGCGUGGUUGGACGCCCUGGACGCAUUGCUGCACUGCUGCGCUUCUUGGACUACGUGUUGAGCUUUCCGGACGUCUGGAUCUGCACGCGCGAGGACAUCGCACGCCACUGGUACGCGACACACUAUCCACAUGAUGCUGCACGUCCAAAGCUGUAA
Messenger RNA from Hyaloperonospora brassicae, 924 nucleotides. Lineage: Eukaryota; Oomycota; Peronosporomycetes; Peronosporales; Peronosporaceae. The record is from the annotation of a GenBank genome assembly.